AUGGAUAUACGGUUGUUGAACACCACUACUGGAAGAUUCCACGUCGCCGACGAUCCCCGCGAGGUUCAUUACGCCAUACUCUCGCACGUAUGGGCAAGACCACCCGACCUUCGUGACCCGGAGCUCACCUACCAGGACGUUCUUCGGAUACACGACACUCACACCCCCGAGCAGAACCCCUCAAACCCUCAUCAAGUCGUCUCCUAUAUCCCUCAGUUCCCCGAGAAGAUCAGAAAGUUCUGCGACAUCGCGAGGGAACACGGAUACGACUAUGCGUGGGCUGACGCUUGUUGUAUCGACAAGACAAGCAGCUCCGAGCUAUCACAAGCCAUCAAUGCCAUGUACGACUGGUAUCGUUACGCUGACGCCUGCUACGUAUUCCUCCACGACGUCCCUACUCCUUCGACGCCCAGUACGGCGCUUGACACCCACAGGAGUCGUUUCCGCACCAGCGUAUGGUUCAAACGAGGCUGGACGUUGCAAGAGCUCCUCGCCCCGGACGUCGUUGUUUUUCUCUCCGAAGUGUGGGAAGUCAUAGGUACGAAGCACACGCUCGCCGCACUAAUCGAAGAAAUCACCACAAUCCCUCGCGAUGUACUGACCGGACGGAGGGCCCUGGAGGACGUCAGCGUCGCUUGCAGAAUGUCGUGGGCCUCAUCCCGGAAGACGACGCAUGAGGAGGACCGAGCGUACUCGCUAUUGGGG
Messenger RNA from Trametes versicolor FP-101664 SS1, 705 nucleotides. Its product is annotated as HET-domain-containing protein. NCBI's taxonomy places the organism in Eukaryota, Fungi, Basidiomycota, Agaricomycetes, Polyporales, Polyporaceae. The record is from RefSeq and is a predicted model, not a curated record. The transcript has a single exon. The annotation marks the transcript as partial.